Aspergillus candidus is the source of this 685-nucleotide messenger RNA. RefSeq lists its product as uncharacterized. Lineage: Eukaryota; Fungi; Ascomycota; Eurotiomycetes; Eurotiales; Aspergillaceae. The record is from RefSeq and is a predicted model, not a curated record. The transcript is spliced from 3 exons. Bases 6 to 254 code for a protein of 82 amino acids.
UAUGCAUGUAUGUACCUGAUCCCCCCCGGUCUAGUCCGUCUCGUCCAAGAUUAACCCCCCAAGUUAACCAUCCCUCAUCUCCACCGUUUCACGUUAAACACCACCUUUCUGCAGCGUUCGACCCCAUCCGGAAAAUUCCAUCUCCUUGUCGGGGCAAAUCUUCGGUAAACACGCCAAUUGGCGUGUUUUUUUCUCCUUACGUUAAGGAACGUCGACCUUAUGAUUCUAUACUGCAUACUUCUUGGCUUUGGUGAAGAUUCGGCCCGACAAUCCGAGGUUUUUGUUUCAUGGGCUAAUUUGGUGUAAUAUGGGUGGACGGAGAAAGUUAUUCACGAUGUGCGUCUAUCGUGUGAUAUUUUGCGGGGUGUAAUUUGAGGCGUUGGAAUGGGGGUAUAUAUAGUUGGGUUGAGUCUCGAGGAUAGGGUGGUCUUGUUUUCUUGUUCAGCUACACUCUUUUUGACGUUUCUUUCUUGUAUAUUCUAUUCGAUCCAGACUUUGUUCAUUCAUUUGUUAGUAUGAAGCUCAGCUCUCUGAUCUUCGCCGCAGCGGCCGGUUCCGCUGUGGCUGCCCCGGCGCAUACCAAGCGAGCUGGUGCUCUUGAAUGGCUGGGAACCAACGAAUCCGGUGCCGAGUUUGGUGAAGACACCGUUCCCGGAGUCUAUGGCACGGAAUACAUCUUCCCUGA